AUGUCCUCCAUCCGGGUUGCCGUCCGGUGCCGGCCGUUCAACGAACGAGAACGCCAGGCCCAUGCCGAGCCAGUGAUCUCGGUCAGUGGCCAGCAGAUCGCCAUCCGAAAUCCCCCCGGCAAGGGCGGUGGUGCCCCGGAGCGCAAAUUCACCUUCGACCAUGCCUAUUGGAGUGGCCCCAGCGGGACGGACGCCAGCAAUGGCGGCGAAUUCGCCGGACAGGAGAAACUUUUCGAGGAUCUCGGCCAUGAAGUUUUGCGAAAUGCUAUGGAAGGUUACAAUGCCUGCAUCUUUGCCUAUGGUCAAACGGGCUCCGGCAAGAGUUACAGCAUGAUGGGCACCGACAGCGAGCCCGGCAUCGUGCCACGCAUCUGCGAAGCCCUGUUCGCCAUCAUGUCCGGCACCAGCUCUCUGCCCUUCCUGCCAGCUGUCGAUCCGGCCUCCACCGAGACGGUCAACUACAAGAUCGAGGUCAGCUACAUUGAGAUCUACAACGAAAACGUGAAGGAUCUCUUGAACCCCACCCAGGCCGGGCAUAAUCUGAAAGUCCGCGAGCACCCGAGCCUCGGGCCGUAUGUCCAGGGACUUACCAAGUUUGUGGUCUCCUCUCCCGAGGAGUUCUACCGGAUCAUGGAGAUGGGCAACAAGACACGCACCGUGGCCUCGACGCUGAUGAAUGCCACGAGCAGUCGGUCGCAUGCCAUCUUCUCGGUGGAGUUCACCCAGCUUCGUCAGUGCGCCGUGUCCGGCCUGUCGACCGAGCGCACCAGUAAGAUCUCCUUGGAAGGCGCCUCCAUCAACAAGUCCCUGUCAACAUUGGGCCUGGUGAUCAAGGCGCUGGUGGAUCGGGAAGCCCGGCGCAGCGCCGGCGGCAACCCGGCCAGUAUUUUCAUCCCCUACCGUGACUCGGUCCUGACAUACCUGAUCCGGGACAGCCUUGGCGGCAAUUCCAAGACCAUCAUGAUUGCGGCCAUCUCCCCGGCCGCCGACAGCUACGAGGAAACCAUGAGCACGCUCCGCUACGCCGACAGUGCCAAGCACAUUGUCAACCAGGCCGUCGUCAAUGAGGACGCCAAUGCCCGGAUCAUCCGCGAGUUGCGUGAGGAAAUUCGCCAGUUGAAAUUGGCCCAGGGCGGACUGCCGCCCUCCUCGGCAUCGGAAGACGCCGCGCAGAUUGCCUCCCUGCGCGAGCGCCUCCUGGAAAAUGAGAGGCUCAUGGCCGAGAUGGCAAUGACCUGGGAGGAGCGUCUGGCCGCCUCCAAGCGCAAGGAGGCCGGCCUGCUAAACCUCAAGAGUGAUGGCUCGGCCCUGCGGCUGGAUACAACCCUGCACCAGCCGCAUUUGCUGAAUUUGAGCGACGAGCCCCAAGUGGCCGACGGCUUGGUGCUCUUCAUGAUUCGGCCCGGGCUGACGGUCAUCGGCUCGGCUCGCGGCAUGGUCGGCAUCUCUGAGGCGGAUCUUUUGCUUGGGCUACCGGAGCAUGUCACGGCGGCGCACCGGGCCACCAGUGACCCGGCAACUCCCUGCCCGGUUGUCCCGGCCGACACCCUUGUCUCUGUCGAGGGGGCAUCGCCCGAUGCCGAGCCCCAGGGACCCGAGGCGCGCGUCCACCUGACCCUUUCAUCGGGGGAUGUUCGGCCGGCACAUGCCAUCCUCUUUGAUGGCGGUCCCGAGGGGGUGUGGCUGGCCCCGGCGUGCGCGCCCUCCAGCCUGCCGGCCGAGUCCCUGGUCCAGGUGGAGGGGGUUCCAUUGCCAGCGACCGGGCCAUACCGCUUGCGCCAUGGUCAGCGCAUUGAUCUUGGCUGCCAUGUCACCUUUCGAUUCCAACACCCGCAGGAGGCUGAGGCCCUUCGCCUUCAUCGGGCUGGUGAGGGUCCUUCGCCCUAUCCUCCGGCCCAACCUGGGGAGCCCGGCUUCCGAAGGCUGUCCGGCGCCUCGGCCGACUCUCCCGGACUCCACGAGGGCUCUUUCACAUCGAGCACCGACGACGGCGCUUCCCCGGUCCAGCCAUCGCCUCGCAUGGCGGCCGAGCCCGGUGCCGAUCCCCAAAUCCCGGAGUCCGUGACAGCUGUGCCGCCGAGCUCGGGUCCCGUGGCCGAUUCACAGUUGUCUGCCGCCCUGCGUCAGGCCUCCCAUUCUGUGGCAGCUGGCGGGUUAGGUGAUCCACCGGCGGCGACCUUGGUCUCUGGUGCUGAGCCGCCCCCGGCAGUCGGGCCAUCGAUUGCCGCGGAACAGCAGCCGGGCUCCGUCGCUGAUUCAAAUCCCGUGGCGGGCCAGCCGGCGCCCUCUGGCGCCCCCGCCUCCGAGUAUCCCGAUAUCGAGAUCAGCAUCCCGCGCUAUCGGCUGGUGAAGGAUACCUCGUCCAGCGCAGUCCCCCUGCCUGGGGCCAGUGGGUCUCACCAUGUUUUUACCAUCAUCAUCAUCACCUGCGAUGCCUGCUGGCGCAUUGAGCGCCGGUUCAAGCAGUUCUACGAGCUGGAUCGCCACUUGCGCAAGGUGUCCUGCCUGCCGGACACCAUUGCCGCGCUCUUCCCCAAGAGGUACUACUUCGGCUCCACCAGCCUGAGCGUCGUCGAGUCCCGCCGCGAGCAGCUCCAGCAGUAUCUCCGAGCCGUGGUUGACUGGCUGACCAAGCGUCCGCUUUCGCCGCUGCUUCGGUCCCCUCGCGCGCGGACCCUCAUCUCCGAGCUGCCCUUCCUGGCCCCGUGUGGCGAUGAUGACCCGGUGGUCUUCGAGAGCGGCGAGCCGGGGUUGCAUUUUGCGGCUCAGCCGCGCGGCAUCGUCCCUAGCAUGGUGGCGGCCGAGGCGUCCGUCUCGCCAGCCUUCGGCGGCGGCAGUGUCGGCAGUGCCUUCUCCCUUGGCAGCGGUGGCGGCGGCAACGGCGGCCCGGCUCUCGGGCAAACACCACAGCGCCUGGCCACGGCCCCUCAGCCGGUCCAACGAUCGGCUCUCGAUUCCCGGGAAAAUGCCCCCACACCGACUCCCUCUCCAGGCGGGGGCGGCGCCGGCGGCCCUGCCCCGCUGUCCCGAUCGUCCUCCUCCUCCUUCCUGCUGGUGAAUGGGAGGGGCACCCCCCCGCGACUAUGA
Molecule: messenger RNA, 3087 nt
Organism: Fonticula alba
Lineage: Eukaryota; Rotosphaerida; Fonticulaceae
Exons: 9
Coding region: 1-3087 (1028 amino acids)
Biological process (GO): microtubule-based movement; cytoskeleton-dependent intracellular transport
Cellular component (GO): microtubule; kinesin complex
Molecular function (GO): ATP hydrolysis activity; phosphatidylinositol binding; ATP binding
Source: RefSeq, a predicted model, not a curated record